Euleptes europaea (tarantolino) is the source of this 1777-nucleotide messenger RNA. RefSeq names its product cell division cycle 45 (gene CDC45). The transcript has 18 exons. Bases 23 to 1714 code for a protein of 563 amino acids. The record is from RefSeq and is a predicted model, not a curated record. Gene Ontology annotation, cellular component: DNA replication preinitiation complex. Gene Ontology annotation, biological process: double-strand break repair via break-induced replication; DNA replication initiation; mitotic DNA replication preinitiation complex assembly. Gene Ontology annotation, molecular function: DNA replication origin binding; single-stranded DNA binding; chromatin binding. Lineage: Eukaryota; Metazoa; Chordata; Lepidosauria; Squamata; Sphaerodactylidae.
UCAGCGGAGUCGGUCUCAGGUCAUGUUUCUGUCAGACUUCCGUAAGGAGUUCUAUGAGUUGGUUCUGAGCCAGCGUGUGCUGCUGCUUGUUGCUUCGGAUGUAGACUCAAUAUGUGCUUGUAAAAUACUCCAGGCUUUAUUUCAGUGUGAUCAUGUGCAAUAUACAUUAGUACCAGUGUCUGGCUGGCAAGAACUUGAAACUGCAUUUCUGGAACAUAAAGAUCAGUUCCAGUACUUUGUUCUAAUAAAUUGUGGUGCCAACAUUGACCUGCUAGAAGUGCUUCAACCUGAAGAAGACAUCAUUUUCUUUGUCUGCGACACUCACCGGCCUAUUAAUGUAGUUAAUGUUUACAACGAAACACAGAUUAAACUCCUGGUUAAGCAAGAUGAUGACCUUGGAAUUCCUGCCUAUGAUGACAUCUUCAGGGAUGACGAGGAGGAUUCUGGUAAUGAAAGUGAUGGAUCGGAACCUUCAGGAAAACGUCAGCGAUUUGAAGAGGAAAUAGUGGAACGAACAAUGAAACGACGACAAAGAAGAGAAUGGGAGGCACGCAGGCAGGAAAUUCUCUUUGAUUAUGAGCAGUAUGAAUAUCAUGGGACUUCUUCUGCCAUGAUGAUGUUUGACUUGGCAUGGGUAAUGUCCAAAGACCUGAAUGAUAUGUUGUGGUGGGCUAUUGUUGGGCUAACCGAUCAGUGGGUUCACGACAAAAUCACUCAAAUGAAAUAUGUAACAGACAUUGGAGCCCUGCAGCGUCACGUAUCCCGGCAUAACCAUCGUAAUGGGGAUGAAGAGAACUCCCUUUCGAUCGACUGCAUGAGAAUAGCAUUUGAAUACGACUUGUGUCUUUCACUCUAUCAACACUGGUCUCUGUAUGAAAGCCUUUGUAACACUUGUUACACUUCUGCUAGCCUCAAGCUGUGGUCAGUGCAAGGCCAGAAGAAGCUACAAGAAUUCUUUGCUGAUAUGGGCUUACCUUUGAAGCAAGUAAAACAGAAAUUUCAUUCUAUGGACAUUUCCCUGAAAGAGAACCUACGGGAGAUGAUUGAAGAAUCUGCAAAUAAAUUUGGAAUGAAGGAUUUAAGAGUACAAACCUUCAGCAUCCAUUUCGGUUUUAAAAAUAAGUUCUUAGCCAGUGACGUAGUGUACGCGGCUUCUUCUCUAAUGGAAAAUACGGAAAAGGAUGAAAGUGGGUCUGAUAACUUUAUCAAGGCUUUGGAUAGCCUUUCCAGAAGCAACCUGGACAAGCUACGCCAAGGGCUGGAACUAGCAAAGAAGCAGCUGUGUGCCAUUCAGCGGACUGUGGCUAGCUGCAUCUGCACCAAUCUUGUAAUCUCACAGGGCCCAUUCCUUUACUGCUACCUCAUGGAGGGAACACCAGAUGUGAAAUUGUUCUCCAGACCAGUAUCAUUGUGCCUGCUUAGUAAAUACUUGCUCAAGUCCUUUAUCUGCUCUACAAAAAAUAAGCGCUGUAAACUGUUGCCAAUGGUUAUGGCCGCACCAAUGGAUGUUGAGCAAGGGACAGUGAUCAUGGUGGGGAUUCCGCCUCAAAUAGAAAGCUCCGACAAAAAGAACUUUUUUGGAAGAGCAUUUGAGAAAGCUGCAGAAAAUACCAAUUCCAGGACUCUACAUAACCAUUUUGACAUGUCUAUAAUAGAACUGAAAAUGGAAGAUCGGAGUAAAUUUCUGGAUGCGCUUAUUUCCCUUUUGUCCUAAUGGUAAGGUGGUGCUGAAGGACAAUUUUAAACAUUUUACUUACAACUGACUCUACAGCAUGCA